AUGCUCAAGGCCGCGCGGAAGAAGCGCAGCAUCGCGAGGUGGGGAGCACUGGAAACGUUCUUNAAGAAGCCGCCGGGCGGUGGGACCGCGCGGACUCCUCCUGCUGGAGGAAGCAGUGCUCCUCCUGCUGCUGGCGAAAAAAACAGCAGCAGCGAGGAAGCACCCAUCAUCUACGCCCACCGCCUCCGCCUUCGCNACCGCCUCGGAUAUGUUCUACACAUCCUGCACAUCUCCAUCACCGCGGGCUUUACCAGCGUGUUCUUCAUGGGCCCGCUCGGUAAGGGUUCGUGGCACGAGUGGGGGACCUCGCAUGUUUUCUCGCUCCUCGGCAUGGUCUGGUACAACACGAGCAGAUCAAAUUCCUCGAACACGAAUUUUCUGCGAUGGCAGAAGCUCGUUGCAGACGAGUUUCCCGCCGCGAAGCCAUGGACCAAAAAGUUCAUAAGGCCGGCUGAAACGCGGUGGAUGGUCGCGGAGAAGAAGCACUUUAUGGUGAACUUCAGCGAGGACAGUUUUUUUUUUGCGGAAUUCAACAUGCGGUGGAAGAAGUGGAUGCAGCGGCAUCAGGAGCUACCUUUGAGCAUGGCGCGGAUUGGUUGCCCAUCGUUUUACGCGCGGAUGGGGAUCAUGGGGAAGGGGGCUGUAGAGCAGGCGGUGGGGCCGGAGUAUGCACGUGCAUUUCUGCAUGUUGGGUGGCCUGAACGAUACGAGGGAGAGCCGCGCUCGGAGAGGGAGAGAGAGUACCGCGUGCAGCUCGGGGAAGAUUUUGGGGGGGUCAUCGACGCAAGGAGGAAAGAUGAGUUGACGUUUGGUCUUUUCUCGAUUGUGGAGGAGGAUGCAGAAAUGAGGUGUGAGGUAGAAGGAUAUGCGGAGUCUGGGUUUGGGGACAAGGAGGUUGAUGAGGAAGCAGAGAAGGGUACAACUGCGCUGGUGCGUCUUUUCGAAAAAUUCCCUCGCUUGUACAAGUUCGUGUGUGUGCGCUUCUACUUCGUGCCUAUUCACCAGCAGUUGAUCGAGGCCUUCUUUUCUAAGUACGACACGUGCGCAAAGAAAACGGACGUGGCUGUGAUGGAUUCCGUCCGGGUUGGGAGUUGGCAAACCUAAGAGUCCAGAGAUAUCUCAAGCAGUGGUGCCACCGGCAGUGAAAUUCGUGCGGCCGGCACCAGGAGGCUGGCUGGGUGGAGAAAAGCGAAGGCGGCGGCCCUCGCAGAACACCCAGCCGGAAACGCAAAGAGAAAGAGAGUUUUGGAUACGGAAACUGGGCGGGCGAUGGUGGAGGAGUUGAAGCGGGAAGGGGGUUUGCCGACUCGGAGUGGUGUCCACGCUGACCAAACGUAGGUGUGUUGGGUGUGACGUGGAUUAUUGUCACCGGAAAAAAAAAACUCCGCACCAAAAAUCAUGUCGACUUUUUGUACCCUGCUGGGUGCGCCACCACCUUCUGCAUUCUGCGAAGGCUGCAGCCAGCUAGCUGCAGAGAGACACCGAGAGAGCCGAGUAUCGGUUGUGGUGUUCUGUCGCGUUGAAAACCAUGCCAUCACCACGUGUUUCAUUAUUGAUGCCCGCUCAUCAUGCUGACACACGCAAACUUCGCGCAAUUUGCGCCCCCAAGUUGAAGUUGAACUGCAGCACAAAACCAAAGCAACUCACGCCGACCAAAAGCAAUCAGAACCCUGCCACGCCUGCAAGAGCUAUCACAGCACAUCACAGCUCUCGAUACAACCAGGCACGCAACCAUUUUCGGGAGAACCACGUGCAUGCAUAGCUGCAAGAUGCAUACCAAAACAAAAAAAGUCAGCUCUCCUCACAGCUUUCCUCCGAGCUCGCCCCCCCGUCCCCUUCUUUUGCCUUCGUAGACAGCGUCCUUUCGCGACCACUCCUCCUCAGGG
Ectocarpus sp. CCAP 1310/34 is the source of this 1886-nucleotide messenger RNA. NCBI's taxonomy places the organism in Eukaryota, Phaeophyceae, Ectocarpales, Ectocarpaceae. The record is from the annotation of a GenBank genome assembly.